UCCUUCAAAUUUCGCGGAUUUUUUUGCCAUGUCGUGUCCACCGGAUCAUCAUGAUGUCCAGUGAGCCUGCAACUGCCACACUCAAACAGACUGUGUAGAUCUACCAGCUGUACUGACAGCUGAGAGGAGAGAUUGAGAGAGCUAUACGACUAUAGUCUGAGAAGAAGUCACAGUGGUUUGUGCCAAUAAAUUGUGGCAAAACAUCACUUGCGGCUAGCUACAGGAGUACCGCAACGUGUAAGACGAUUAGAUAACUCAGGUGCAGACGUCGUGCCAUACCCAACAGUAUUCCAAUAUCUGGGUAAGAUCGAGAGGGAGUAAAAAGCCUUGCAGAUCUGCUGCCAAAGUAUUUUUAGAGUUACGUACCUGUUCCUUGCAACCUUGAUACAAACUGUCCGAGAUGGCAAUGAGUUGCAAGUUUCGAACCGUAGAUAUGCACACGUGCGGUGAACCUCUUCGUAUUGUCGUUGAGGGAAUGCCACCAAUUGAAGGAAGAACAAUACUGGAAAAGCGCGACUUCGCAAAAGCUAAUUUGGAUCAUAUCCGGCGUUUCCUGAUGUUUGAACCACGUGGUCAUACUGACAUGUAUGGAUGUUAUUUAGUCGAACCAUCACCACCUGUACCUUGUGUGACUGAGGGAGAUGAGGUCGUGAGUGACGACGUGAAAGCUGAGGAGAAAGCUCACCUGGCAGUUCUGUUCCUUCACAACGAGGGUUACAGUACAAUGUGUGGCCAUGCUGUACUGGCCCUGGCACGCUUUGCAGUCGAUCACAAGUACGUGGACCCGGCAACGGCAGUCACGCGAUGUCGUCAUGACGACGCUCGGCCAACCGCACAGCCGAGUGCCACUCAGCCUGCGGGUGACACUGCCAUGGUUACCGCAUCAGCUGAGUCUGCUGCUGUUGAGUGCGGCGUGGACGCCGGCGGAGUGCGAGAAGUACCUGUGAACAUCGAGUGCCCGUGUGGAUUGGUGAGAGCGCACGUAGAGUACGACAUGGCCAGGCGACGCACUGGACGAGCCCGAUUCCGCAGCGUGCCGGCGUUUGUGUUGCAUACAGACGUGUAUGUCAACGUGCCCGGCUACGGCUCUGGUAGAGAUGCCAGCAGCCAUGCUGCAGCAAACAGUCCUGGUAGGGUUUUACUAGACGUAUCGUAUGGUGGCGCUUUCUAUGCUCUGGUGGACGCGGCACAAGUGGAGCUGGAUAUCAGGACUGCAUCGUUGGAGUUGCUGAAGAAAGCGGCCGCUGCAAUCAAAGCUGCCGUGCAGGCAUCCCUACCCAUCACGCACCCGUAUUCACCUGAGCUGUCGUUCCUCUACGGCGUCAUCUUCACUGAUGGCAAGGAUAAGUGGCAGCAGGAGAACGACAGCGGUGCUCCCGAGCCAACGGCAAAUGUUACGAUAUUUGCAGAGGGAGAAGUGGACCGCUCUCCCACCGGCUCUGGUGUAACUGCGCGCCUGGCUGCCCAGUACCACAAGGGACAAAUAGCCUUGCAGCAACAGCGCGAGUUUAUCCAGCCGCAGGUCAAGGGCAGCUCGUUCACUGGCACGGUGGUAGCGGAGACUCUGUACGGCAAGAAACAACAAGCUGCAGUGAUUGUGGAAGUGUGCGGCAAGGCCAGCUACACUGGCGAGUGCGUGUUUCAUUUGGAGGAGGACGACAACAUCGGAGAAGGGUUUCUAAUCUCUUGAGUGACACCAUGACAUUGAUGGUGCAGUAUAGUUUUAUCUCAUCCAAAGUAUCGUUGAAGAGUCAAAGCCAUAGUCAUCGCGUCCGUCCUUCCCAUUCUUCUUACACAGCGACAUGGUAUUGCACAUCUGAACUUCAAUUUAUUGAUUGAGCACACUGCUUGUAGCCCUGGUUCUCUGUUUUGCAACUGGAAUAUGAAUACACAAUACUCAAUAGUGAACAAACGUUAGGUUUGUUUCAUUGCUAGAAGUAUUGAAGUGCUGAAACGAACUACGACUUGUAUAGUGCUUCUCAAUGAAAUCCGGUCUCGUGAAUCAAGGGUGUGCGCCCUGUGCCAGUUUGCAUCCCAGUGUUCGCUGAUCUAGGGCUGCACGGCGCCCAGCGUGGUGUUCUUUCGCUUGAUCGGAUUUCAUUGAGCCGCACUGUGCGAGCUGGGGAGAAGUGCAAUACCGGUAUUAUAAUUUAUAUUACUCCCUGCGUAUAUCUGGAACAAUCUGAACACAUUGCAGCACCCCUGCAUGCAUACCAGUCUAGCAUGGAACAACUGUAGCAUUGCUGUAGGGUGUAACUGCAGCUACAGGCAGUUUUGGUCCUUCCCUUGAUGAUACUACAACAAACUGUAACCCUCACAUCACACGACAGGAAAGGCAAACUACUGCCUGGCCUGGAAAAACAGUGGUUGUAAAUCCUUCACCCUUGCAAGCUCUGGGCUGGUGCAAUCCCAGCCCAAGUUGCUUUUCAAGCUUUCAUAUACGUGUUGUACUGGCACUGUACUGUACUAAUCACACUUGCAUGCUUGCUCUGAUACAGCCCGGCGUAUGUGCCAUGUGCACUCGAGUACUCCGGUGCUACACCCUACUUUACUUGAACAUCUCUUAUCCGGCCACCUUGGCCUUGGAAGCAA
Sycon ciliatum is the source of this 2592-nucleotide messenger RNA. Its product is annotated as trans-L-3-hydroxyproline dehydratase-like. The transcript has a single exon. Lineage: Eukaryota; Metazoa; Porifera; Calcarea; Leucosolenida; Sycettidae. Bases 401 to 1690 code for a protein of 429 amino acids. The record is from RefSeq and is a predicted model, not a curated record. Gene Ontology annotation, molecular function: hydro-lyase activity.